AUGCAGAAUCCUAACGUUCCUCCGGGAGCUAUCCCGAUACAAAUGGGACCUGGAGGCCAGAUGCCAACGCCUCAGCAGAUUGCUGCGAUGCAACAGCAACUGGCCGCCGAAGCCCAGAAGCAUGGCAUGACUGUUCCCCAAUUUGUCGAGCACAUCAAGGCCCAACGUCUAGCACAACUUCAGGCAGCUCAGAGACAGCAACAACAGCAAGGUGGCCAAGGCCCUCAAGGCGGACCUCAAGGACCUCAAGGACCACCGCGCCCUCCUCCGGGAGCCCAAGGUCAACCACAACCUAUUCGCCCUGGCCCUCCUAAUCCUGUCGCAAUUUCCCUUGCCAAUUUUCUACGAAGUCAGACUCUGAAGCAACGUACAUGCAUCCUUAAUGGGGAGCGUAAGGAUAUGUUUAGAGUCAAGAGAGCUCUCCGAGCUCUUCAGUCUCCUGCCUAUGCUAAGGCACGCGCAAAGAACCCAGCCCUCCCCGAAGUUACCGAUCGCGCAUCGCUUGAGAAUACCUUCAAGUUGUUACCCUUGUCUAUGUUAGCCUUGCGUGUCAGCAAGAUCGACCCCCAUGAGGGCCAUGACCAUCCCCCCAAGAAGGGCAAACGAGUCAAGGGGCUCUGGACAGUCAAAAUUGAACAGCAGCAAGAUGCUGGUGACGACAUGUAUUAUGUCUGGCUAUACGAGGGCAGUCAGAUUAUGCGCAAGGUUUAUGCUGCUCUUGCGUUACUUGUCAUCUUCACCGUCGUCCUAUACCCUCUAUGGCCGCUCGUUUUGCGACAAGGCGUCUACUAUCUCAGCUGGGGAUUCUUGAUGCUUCUUGGUCUCUUCUUCCUCAUGGCCAUUUUCCGUGUCAUUCUAUUCUGCAUUACGUACUUUGUCGUGCCCCCUGGACUUUGGCUCUACCCCAACCUUUGGGAAGAUGUCUCUUUCAUGGACAGUUUCCGUCCUGUUUGGGCUUGGCAUGAGACUGCAAAGCCCAAGAAAAAGAGAAAGGCUUCUAAAUCAGUAGGUGCCGAGUCAGCUGCUCAGCUUGCGAGCCACGCAGGUCACCCACCUCCAGCAACCGCUACUACUACUGCAACUGAAACUCAGAUUCAAACGGAACCCCAGCAGAGAGCCUAUGUAGCUCCAAGAGUCGAGGAGCUCGCCGAUGACGAAUAG
Molecule: messenger RNA, 1161 nt
Organism: Daldinia childiae
Lineage: Eukaryota; Fungi; Ascomycota; Sordariomycetes; Xylariales; Hypoxylaceae
Product: Translocation protein SEC62
Exons: 3
Coding region: 1-1161 (386 amino acids)
Biological process (GO): post-translational protein targeting to membrane, translocation
Cellular component (GO): endoplasmic reticulum membrane; endoplasmic reticulum
Source: RefSeq, a predicted model, not a curated record